CCACCAUCUACGAACGUCACCGCCAAUAUGUCCUCAGACCCUGUUGCCUCUUCCUCCUCCGCCUCGGGUUCAGGAUCGACCUACAAUCCUUCGACUCGUCCGGAGCAGAUUGACCAGCUCAUCGCGGGCGUAGACAGGUACAACCCUCACAACCUGCCCCUGCUGCACGACUAUCUCGAUGCUCAGCUCAAGGGAGAGUACCCGUGGGACUGCAUGGCCGCCCUUGCCAUUCUCAAGCUCUACCAAUUCAACCCCUCGACCUUUUCCUACGAGACGGUCACUUGCAUGCUCGCCAAAUCCCUCCACGCCCUCCCCUCACCGCACACCAACCUCUGCCUCUCCCUUCUGGGUGAGGCGCCCGUCUCCAUCCUCGCUCCUGCAACCCCUGCUCCCGCCAAGGAGGAGGGCGACGCAGCAGGGGACGCCGCUAACCCAACCCCGGCGGAUGCAGCUGCUCAAGCUGCCGGCCAAUCGUCUUCAUCAGCAUCAGCAAACGCAGCAUCUCAGCAACCUUCCGCGGGCAUCCUCACGGACCCGACGAUGGUGAAAUUGCACCACCUCUCCACGCUCCUCUCCUCGUCGCGCUACCCGACCUUCUGGACCACUCUGCGCUCCAACGACUAUUCCGAGGUUCGCUCUGACGUCCUCGACAGGCUGGCUGACUUUGAGGAUGGCGUGCGCCUAGUAGUCCUCAACGGGACCGCGCUCAGCUUUAGGACCAUUAGCAAGGCGAGGCUGAGCAGCUACCUCGGCGUGGAGGAGGGCGAGGUCGAGGAGACGCUCCGCCGUGCUGGUGGCGAGGGAUGGAACGUUAGGGCGGAUGGAGUCGUCGAGGUGCCGGCGAAUGCCGACAACGAGAUUGUCAAGGCGAGCAGUGCGCAGGGAGGUGUGCAGAGGGAGGACGUUGGGUUGGCAGACUUGGGAAGGUUGCUUCAGCAGGCCGCGCCGAGCCAGCCUGGUGCGUCGGUGAAGGCGUGAAGAGAGCAUGGUGAAUGGACUUUCUUCUGUG
Jaminaea rosea is the source of this 1009-nucleotide messenger RNA. Its product is annotated as ARM repeat-containing protein. The record is from RefSeq and is a predicted model, not a curated record. Gene Ontology annotation, cellular component: eukaryotic translation initiation factor 3 complex; cytoplasm. Gene Ontology annotation, biological process: regulation of translational initiation. Gene Ontology annotation, molecular function: translation initiation factor activity; ribosome binding. Bases 28 to 978 code for a protein of 316 amino acids. The transcript is spliced from 2 exons. Lineage: Eukaryota; Fungi; Basidiomycota; Exobasidiomycetes; Microstromatales.